AUGUCGAAUAGAAAAGUGGAAGCUCAGCACGUGCUGGCCAGCGCGCCAACAGACAGGAACCUCUGCCGCUUCCGGGCUCUGGGUUGCCAGACUACCCACUCCAACCAGGAGGUGCUGCGGAGCUGCUUGCUCAUCAUCUUUGCCACUAAGCCCCACGUCCUGCCAGCUGUCCUGGCAGAGGUGGCCCCUGUGGUCACCACUGAGCACAUCUUGGUGUCUGUGGCUGCUGGGGUCUCUCUGAGCACCCUGGAAGAGCUGCUGCCCCCAAACUCACGGGUGCUGCGGGUCUCACCCAACCUGCCCUGCGUGAUCCAGGAGGGUGCCAUGGUGAUGGCGCGGGGCCGCCAUGCUGGGAGCAGUGAGGCCAAGCUCCUGCAGGACCUGCUGGAGGCCUGUGGGCAGUGCGAGGAGGUGCCUGAGGCCCACAUGGAUAUCCACACCGGCCUCAGUGGCAGCGGCGUGGCCUUUGUGUGCACAUUCUCUGAGGCCCUGGCUGAAGGCGCUAUCAAGAUGGGCAUGCCAAGUAGCCUGGCCCACCGCAUCACUGCCCAGACCCUGCUGGGGACGGCCAAGAUGCUGCUGCAGGAGGGGCAGCACCCGGCCCAGCUGCGGACAGAUGUGUGCACGCCGGGUGGCACCACCAUCUACGGGCUUCACGCGCUGGAGCAGGGGGGGCUGCGAGCGGCCGCCAUGAGCGCUGUGGAGGCUGCCACCAACCGGGCCAAGGAGCUCAGCAGGAAGUAGGGUCCAGGCUCUGGGUGGAAGCCACCAGCCUCCUUGCCCACUCGUGCCACUCGCAGCCCUCCCUUUGUCCUUUCCCUGAGGACUGUGGCUCUCCCUCCAUCCUGCAUGAGUGUCUCGAGCUGUUCCCACUCCCCCUGUACAGGGAAAUCAGGGAACCCCACACCAAGGGGACACUCCACCCACUCCUCAUGGGACAGAAGGCACCAUGGUGGCAGCCUGCUCCUAGUGAGCCUGCCAUAACGCGUGACAUCGGCUCUGAGGGGCCAAGAGCUGGUAUCUUGGUUGUGUGCCUGCAUGGUGAGGCAUUGGUUGAGGCUGCAGCAGAGCUGCAGGCAAGAGCAGCUGGAUGGGCGGGCACCCUGUUCCCUCCUUGGAUUCCCAAUAGCUCUGUGCAGCUGUGGCCAGGCCAGCUCUCAUCUCAGCUCUGGGGGGGACAGGGACACAUUCAGUCUGCACAAGAGACCCCUUCCUCCUGGGGCAGAGGGGCCCCCUAUAGGGAGCUAGAGCCACACCCUGCCAGCCCCUAAGAGAGCAGGUUGUGUGCUCUUCCCUCAGCCGAAGGGGCGAGGGCAGGAGCAGGAGCUAGAGCUGUACCUGUACCCCAGAGCCCACAUGGCAGAGCUGUGCUGGGUUGGGGCUGCUGCCAUGCUCAGGGCAGCACCAGAAGGGCGGUGGGCAGGUGGAAGGGCUGCUCGAUGUCUGGGAGUGGGCCCUCUCACUCAGCUGGCUGUGAGCUCCCUCCUUCCCCCCGACCCUAAACUGGCAGGUUGCCAGGUGGAGCUGGGCCCUUAUGACCCUCUGCUGGGUCAGGAGUCCUGGAGGGGCCUGUGGACCUGGCACCACCACACUGACUUGACUCCAGUAUUUCCCUUACUGGACCAACAGGUCAGGAAAGCCAGGACCUGGGGGAGUGAGGCCAUGGACUGAAGGCCGGGCUCUGGGGCCUUUGGGUGGGGAAGGCCCAGAUCAGACCAUCCGCAACUCUGCCCCCUACACAGGACACUGUCCCCAAGGCUCACCUGGGUCUCACCCCACCUUGCUUCCGCCCAGCAGCCUGGCAAGGCGGGGAGUGCUGUCAGUGUGGCUUGGUAGCAGUUCCAGCUGUGCCAUUACCAGCUGCCUGACUUUAGGCGAGUUAAUCCUGUCUAUAAAACAGGGCUAAGGGCACCUAAACAGCAGGAACGGUUCCAUCCCUCACAGCCACAGCCUCUCGUCCUCCACCCACACCCCCUCAACCCCCACACCCCAAAACCUGUAGCCUCUGCCUUCCCCCUAGUUGAGAGGUCAACCCCGUGCCCAGACCUCCCACCCCCAGCCUCCCCCAGCCUCCUCGGCAGGCAGACAAACAGGCAGGCUCUCAGUCAACCACCGCUGGGUCCGGCCCUGGCCCCGCCACUUGUCAGAAGUGUCGAUCUAAGUCGGUUUCACGCUGUGAUUUCCUCAUCUGUGAAAUGGGAAUAAAGAUACCGAGAGCACUGGG
Molecule: messenger RNA, 2224 nt
Organism: Galeopterus variegatus (Sunda flying lemur)
Lineage: Eukaryota; Metazoa; Chordata; Mammalia; Dermoptera; Cynocephalidae
Gene: PYCR3
Product: pyrroline-5-carboxylate reductase-like
Exons: 6
Coding region: 1-744 (247 amino acids)
Biological process (GO): L-proline biosynthetic process
Molecular function (GO): pyrroline-5-carboxylate reductase activity
Source: RefSeq, a predicted model, not a curated record